GUCAGCGCGUAAAAAUAGCGCGUAGCGAGAAGCAUGCUCCCGGAGGCCCGUGGCAAAGACGUCCGGCUCGAGUCGCCGCCACUAUUGAACCCGCUGCACGAAAAGUUUGACUCGUGGCUGACCUCGACCUUUGCUUUAAGCCCCCAAGGCCGCAAGCCGCGGAAGCGCACUGCGCGGCUUUUGAGGCCACUCCUGGGUCACAGCGCGUCAGAGCCAACCGCAGCCACUGUCCACGCAGAGAAGCAACUGAGCGCCAAGCCAAAACGUCCAGUGACCUCGUUGCCAUCCAUCGAGACGAUCCAGCGCCAGCGAUUUGCGGCGCUUGUGGCCGAAGCGAGCUACCGCUCAUUCAGCUAUCCCAGUCGCCUUGGCUUAGGGCCAGGGUUGCUCUUCACAAAGGCGCUGGGGGCGCUUGCAAACUCGGAUGAUAUAUUAUUGCCCGCAACGUUGGUGCGCGAGGAAUCUGGCACGUACCGCCUCGUGUACUCGAAUGCGGACCAGCGCAUCUGCACGCGUGAAUAUGCGUCCAAAGCCGACGUUGAGGCCGACGCACCGCGCCUCCUCCGGCUCUUUACGCGCCGACAGCAAGCCAUUUGCGCUGCCGUCAAGACGUACGACCCGGCGACAAAAUCGAACACGCUCGAUCUGCUAGAAACGCGCCAGGACGUUGCCCGCGCGCUCCGCAGCCUCCUCCUCGUCACCUCUGGCGUCGUCGGCCUCCAAGAGUUUAUUGCAGCUAAGCCCAACCGCGUCCAGUCGUCGCUGCUCGUGCGCUGUGCAUUUGUACCCACUCGACCCAAGCAGAGCGUCGUUUGGGUCUUCACCGACACGGCGCACCCGGUGGUCGACACGACCGAUGCGCAAGCGUGCCGCGUCGACAAGGCCACCGCACCGACGUCGUGGGCAACGCCACGCGCACAGACUCAAGUCCUUGUGACCGCCAUGAUGGCCGCGACCUCGAUUCGAUUCACGGCGCUCGUGGCGGACUUUGCGCAGGACGACGAAGGUCGAUGGUGGUGCUUGCAAGUCAAAGCAUUCCGCGCCGCCGACGUCGAGGCGCGCGCCGAGCCGGAAAAGCCGGCCACGACGCCCAAGUGCGCGGGCCAGUUUUGCAAAGAGAAUGCGACGCCCCGAGAGAUGGCCAAGCAGCCACUGCUGUACAAGGACCUUUUACGAGGCAAUUUUUUGACGCAAAACUCCGAGUUGCCGAAUGUGGCCGCGGCGUACGAGGUGUAUGCGCAGUCCUGGUCGCGCCGUGUCCGCAACCAACUCUACAACCGCGUGCUUGUCUGCACAAAGUGCUACGAUCGGUACAAUCAGCUACUCACCGUACCGUCCCAGCCCUCGACGACGGUGACACUCGCGUCGUCGGCGUCUUUGCAACAGCUCUUGGCGUCCAUGGAAGCUAUGGUGCCAGAGCUUGCUCCGUUGAGUCCGCCGGGCACAGAUCCCUCCACACCCAAAGAUAUAGAGGAUGAAGCACCGACGAAUCAAGAGCCAACGCCUCGAGCACUGACCAAAGCACGCGUCGUUCACGAAGAGACAGAGAAUGUGUGCGACAUUGAGUCGCAAAUGCCGCUCACCACGACUGUCGAUCCACGCCUCGAACGGCCCGUGUCCCCCGAGAUAUCCCCGUGCUGUACCUCGCAGGCACCGACAGGCCAGUCGUCGCAAGCGGUGAUCAGCAGCCGCUCGGCUGUGGUCGAGGACGUCAUGCCAGUUUUACCUCUGGCGCGCCGCGCCAGCGUUGUCGACUCGUUCUGGGAUCAGCUACAACCCGCCAAACCGCUGGUCGCGCCAGUGCCUUCCGCAGCGACAAUUCCAGUGGUGGUGCUGCCCAAACACUCUAUGUCGGUGGACCCAAGCCGCUUGUUCUUCGACGACCAAUACAAACAGUCCGUCCUUGUCGAAAUGCACGCGGUGAUGGCCGACAUGCACACGGUUGUGAUUUCGGCGACGUCUGACGACGCGACCGCGACAAUGGCACUGCAAUCGCUCUUCCUCGAAGUUCAAGAUGACUGCAUCGAGGGCGUGUACGGUCUCGACGCAGUAGAUACGAUCAACAGUCGUCCUCAACUGACCGUCACGCCGCAUUUUUCGACCCCGUCACGAAGCAUCGGUUAGCACUUUGAAACCCUAAUCACUAGGUUACGAUGCGAACUGUGGUGUGCUACAGGUUAUUGCCCGGAGCUCCGUCGCGUAGCUGAUCGUUCCGAGAGGUUUAUGGUACUAGUAGAUGGUUGAUACUCUUCAUAAAAAGAAAUUGACGUCAUUAACUCGA
This is a messenger RNA of Saprolegnia diclina VS20, 2281 nucleotides long. RefSeq lists its product as hypothetical. The record is from RefSeq and is a predicted model, not a curated record. Bases 34 to 2124 code for a protein of 696 amino acids. The transcript is spliced from 6 exons. Lineage: Eukaryota; Oomycota; Saprolegniomycetes; Saprolegniales; Saprolegniaceae.